UUACUUAGGGGCAACCGAUUACGCAACAUUUCCCGGGCGACGUUCAGGAGCUUGGCAAAACUACGCAGUCUAAAUUUAGGAUCAAAUCAACUCGAAUCCAUAGAUGACGGUGCAUUUGAAGGAAUGCCAGACCUACAUGAACUGUAUUUAUACGACAACUUGAUAUCAUCCCUUCCUGCGGAUGCAUUUCAAGGACUGCUGAAACUUCAGACAUUGGAUUUAUCCUUCAACUCGAUAUCAUCCCUUCCUGCGGAUGCAUUUCAAGGACUGCCAAACCUUCAGAUAUUGUCCCUGUGGGACAACCGGUUAGGCAAUAUUCAUCGGGCAGUGUUCAGCGGGCUGACUCAACUAACAUCACUUUAUCUCGACAAUAAUCCGCUCGUCUGCGACUGCCAUCUGCGAUGGCUCAUUGUGACAGCUCAGGCCAGCGUCUCCAAUCUUACAGUAUAUGGCGCUGUGUGUAGUGAACCCGCGCACCUGAAGGGGCGUAAAUUAAGGAACGUCUUCCUAGCGGAUCUCAAGUGCAGCAUGCUCGAUACGAUUGAAAUAUUAAAGGCCCCUAAUGCCACAUACGAUGUUGAGCCCAAUAUGACGAUUGUCAUUGCCAUAGACGUCAUCACGGACCCAGACUUUCAGAACCAGAUUAGCUACAAAUGGUUCUGGUACUUGCCAGUCACCACGGCGACCGGUGACCAGAUUAUAGAGAAGCAGCCACUCCCACCCACCUCCAGCUAUGACAAGUACUUCAAGCUGUCACUGUCGGGCACGGAGCUGACCUUCACCAUACCCGACGUGAAAACACCUGUAAUGGCGGACAAUACUGCCGAGUAUGAUCUCUAUCAGGACCUCACGGAUGACAGGCUCUUCUCCAUCAAUAUCAGCCACAAGUUUGACCAUCGAGUGGUGAACUUCACUGUGAAAGGAAAGGAGCUGGACAUAAAAAACAAUAUUGAGAUAGUAAAGGCACCCAAUGCCACAUACGACGUUGAGCCCAAUAUGACGAUUGUCAUUGCCAUAGAUGUCAUCACGGACCCAGACUGGCAGAACCAGAUUAGCUACAACUGGUUCUGGUACUUGCCAAUUACCACGUCGACUGGUGACCAGAUUAUAGAGAAGCAGCCACUCCCACCCACCUCCAGCUAUGACAAGUACUUCAAGCUGUCAAUGUCGGGCAAGGAGCUGACCUUCACCAUACCCGACGUGAAAACACCUGUAAUGGCGGACAGUAUAGCCGAGUAUGAUCUCUACCAGGACCUCACGGAUGACAGGCUUUUCUCCAUCAAUAUCAGCCACAAGAUUGACCAUCGAGUGGUGAACUUCACUGUGAAAGGAAAGGAGCUGGAAAAAACAAAGGCGUCAACAUCCCAAGCGCAUGUGUACAUCGGAAUUGGGCUCGGUGCCGUUGUGUUAGUUGUCACAGCAGCAGUUAUGAUCUUCAUAAGACAGAAACGAAGGAGGCAUAACACCCCCAGCUCUCCGAUGGCAGACCCCGCACUAACUCCGAUAGAUGCAGGAAGAGGAAAUCAAGCACGGACAGAGAGUAUUCAGAUGGGCAGCCUUCAAUCUAACGUCCCGCAAUAAAGGAGGCCACUAGUAGCACGAUCAAUGGUAAUUAAAAGCAAUGACUGCACAGCUUUCAAGAGGAAUACCAAUACCAUUGAAACCAAAUGACUAGCCGUUACGUUAAACGAGUGUCACUUGUAACAUGACACCAGUUCCAACAGAGCUUUCAAUGGGUUUACAUGCCUCGCUUAAAAUAAGACAAGCGAUUGUCCCUUCGCACUAAACAGAAAUGACAUCAUAUUUUUCUAUCCACAAUUAUGCAACCUUGUAAAGUGGGGAGGAAUAGUUUAUAAAAGAUAAAAAACAAUGUUACUUAGUUACAUUCGUAUAUAUAUAUACAUUAUGUAUAACAAUAACAAUACCAAAUUAAAAUUUAUUUGUGAAAAACAUGUUUAGAUUAAUUGUAUUCUCUUAAACAGGAAUCUGUUUGUAGAUGUUUGCGACUAAUUGUGUGUGUGUGAAUUAAACUUAUUUCGUUUACGCUUUCUUUCAUGAUGUGAGUUCUGUUUAUAUCAUGUUUAUGAUAUUAUGUUUACAAUGACGCUGUACAAUGUGCAUGUAUAUUGAUGUAUUUCUUACGUGUAUCGCAAUGCCAUGCGACAAAAUACUCAAAACUAUAACGAUGCGUUCAACUUACAGCCGUCACAUUUUGACUUGGUGAAUUUCUUCUUUUGAAAUAAUGCGAAUUUAACGCACUACUUUACUGAAUAAUGUAUAA
This is a messenger RNA of Dreissena polymorpha, 2281 nucleotides long. Its product is annotated as leucine-rich repeat neuronal protein 3-like. The transcript is spliced from 13 exons. Gene Ontology annotation, molecular function: protein binding. Gene Ontology annotation, cellular component: plasma membrane. The record is from RefSeq and is a predicted model, not a curated record. The coding region runs from base 124 to 1581 and encodes 485 amino acids. NCBI's taxonomy places the organism in Eukaryota, Metazoa, Mollusca, Bivalvia, Myida, Dreissenidae.